This is a messenger RNA of Malassezia pachydermatis, 1497 nucleotides long. RefSeq names its product hsp90-like protein. The coding region runs from base 1 to 1497 and encodes 498 amino acids. Gene Ontology annotation, cellular component: cytoplasm. NCBI's taxonomy places the organism in Eukaryota, Fungi, Basidiomycota, Malasseziomycetes, Malasseziales, Malasseziaceae. The record is from RefSeq and is a predicted model, not a curated record. The transcript is spliced from 4 exons. Gene Ontology annotation, molecular function: protein-folding chaperone binding; protein kinase binding; heat shock protein binding. Gene Ontology annotation, biological process: protein folding; protein stabilization.
AUGGUGGGAAAGUUGAACUAUUCCAAGUGGGACAAUCUUGAGGUCUCUGAUGAUUCUGAUAUUGAGGUUCACCCGAAUGUGGACAAGCGCUCCUUUAUCCGCUGGAAGCAGCGUGAUAUUCAUGAAAAGCGCGAAAUGCGCAAGAUUCAGCGUUCGCAGUUGGAGGCGGAGCAUCGUACGAAUGAAGCUAUACUUCCACUGCUCCAUGCUCUGGCGGAGAACACUGACAAGGAAGGCGCAUCCUUUUACGAGAGGGAAGUAUCCCGAUUGACGGCAGGACGCGAGUCUCGAGGUAACAAAGAUGGCCCUGAUGGCCCCACGUUGGAUGAUAUCCUGCUCUCUCUUUUGCUUCAAAUCAACCUCGAGCCUGAUGUCAAGGAGAGUCAUGGAUCAUCUAAGCUUGGAGAUUCUCUUGUUUCCUCUAUGAAAUCGCAUCAAAGCAAAAUUGUGCAGCGUCAAAAAGAUAUCGAGACACAACUUCGUGAAAUGGACGACGAGGAUAAGAAAAAAAUUACAAGUGACGACUUACAUGAUGGAUGGAACAGCAGUCAUGUGAACAAGGCAGAUGAUGCGCCUGUGCCGAAGCAAAAGCCUGCGUCGAAGUCAAGUACGAAGACGGUGCAGGAGAUCGAGACGCUGAACCCCUCAGCAAGUGCCCCUACGCCUGUAGCCUCUACCUCUUCUGCUGACUCGGAUGACGAAGAAGCGCCGGUAUUAACACCAGUUAUGAAGGCUUUUGCUAGCCUCCCCACCGCACUCAGGUCAAUUCCUCUUUCGACAGACAAAUUUAUGCCUGGCUUUAACCCCGCGAAGCAAUUGGAUCUUGAAGCGUUCGAAAAGGCCUUCGAUUACCUGAGCUCGCACAAGGAGCUUCUUCGUCCUGACUAUGGUGCCUCUGAUGCACUUCUCAUGCAGGCGUUUGAGUCACAAAUGGCUGGACAAAAGUCACUGGCACGCAUGUGCACAGAGAAGGCAUUGCUCAUUCAAUACUGCAACCAACUUGGUCGGGACGGCGUAUCUCUCUUUUUCCAACGCAUGAUGAACACGGAUGGACGCGCUGCCCUUGUCUUCCUUAACGAUGUGCUUGCCACUUACACCCGUAUUGCCUCGCGUGCUGAUUCAAUGCGUGACAAGUUCCAGGAAGAGAGUGGAGAGGGAGUGGAACAAAUUCAACUCAUGUCCGAAGACCCAAACACUGUCAUUUCCUUUUCGAUUCCUGACGGUCCUCCCCCGGAACAUAUCAAGCUAGAGGGAGAAGGUACGGAAAAUUUAGAUGUUGAGCAGGUUCGUGAAUGGCUUCAGCAGCGCUGGGAUAUCUAUUCAAGCUUCGAUGACGAAUUCCGACGUGCGUUGGAAUCAAAGAGUCUUGAAAAAGUGAACGAAGUUCUUGGACGCAUGCCUGUGUCCAAAGCUGAAGUCGUCGUCCAAGAUCUUGAUCGCGCUGGUAUUCUUAACUUUAGCAGCACUGAAGUUCGCGACGAAACAAACUCAACGUAA